AUCUUCUUCUAAUAUCUUCUCAACUAAGCCUAUAAGCCUACGAAAAGUCCUACAUUAAAAAGAGAAACGCACGACCACAAGCAGUCUUAUGUCGAAUACGUAUAUUUGCAUUAAUUGACUUUGUCAAUCUGUCUUCAACAUUAAAUGCAUGAUACAGCCUGCAUCCGGAUGUGACGAGAUUGUUACUGCAUUAUGCUCAGUGGGGAAUAUUUGAAGCCACACAAUAUUGCGGAGGAUAACGGCACCAUGGACAGGAUGUGUUGACAUGGCCGUCUUCAUUGGAUUCAAGCUUCCCUGUCCUGCUCUGGAUACAAUGAUGCAGCACUGAAUGGACGUCUCGUGCCACCAGCAGAGUGACAGCAUCCAAGAAACACCCACCAACAAUCUGGAGAGUUAUCUGAGGGUUGAGAAGGACAUACAAGAGACAGCAAGAAAGUAAAACGAGGAAAGAAAAUAAUUCUGAGUUAUAGAGCUGGAGUGAAAGAAGACAGGAGGAUAAAGAGAGGAGGGUUGAGUUGUGGAGCCACCUGGGUGCUGCAGUGUGGAGGUUGGAGGUCAUGGUGGGGCGGGGCCUGUGGGUGUGUAAGCCCCGCUUUGGUAAGCGGGGGCGGUUCGGGGUGGUGCCUGCUCUCUGUGUGCUGAUAGUCAGUGCUGCCUUGCUAGCUCUGCUCUUCGUGGACUCCAUUGAGUCAUGGGCCACCUCCAUGAACAUGAACACAAUGGUAGAGGCGCAGGGGGGGAUCAUACCCCCACAAAGUGUCCCCCCAACCAGACCCGAGGAGUACCUCCUUAUGCCCAGCCCUCUCGUCUGCCAGCGUGCCAAACCCUACCUCAUCGCCAUGGUGACCUCCGCCCCAGCCAAUCAGAUGGCCCGCCAGGCCAUCCGGGACACGUGGGGUGGGGAGGUGGAGGUCAGGGGUCAUAGGGUCAUGACCUUGUUCAUGGUCGGGGUGGCCUCUGACCCCGGGCUAGCCAAGUUGCUGAUAGAGGAGGCCCGCGAACGAGGGGACCUGAUCCAAGGGCGCUUCUGGGACUCCUACUCUAACCUGACCCUGAAGACCCUCUCCAUGCUGAACUGGGCCCGACGCUUCUGCCCCCAGGCCCACUUCCUGGCCAAGGUGGACGAUGACGUCCUGUUUAACCCCGGGGCCCUGCUGCGCUACCUGAACAGGAGCACCGUGACCAACACCUACGAGCAUGGAGACCUGUACCUUGGCCGGGUCCACCUUCACGUGGCUCCAGACCGAGACCCAGACAGUAAGCACUACCUCCCUAGAGGGGCGUACCCUGCAUCUGUCUUCCCUGACUACUGCAGUGGCACUGCCUACAUCCUCUCUCGCUCCUCCCUGCUCAAGAUCUCCUUGAUGGCCGCUUCCUCACCUCUGCCCACCCCUCUGCCACCCGAGGACGUUUUUGUGGGUCUGUGUGCCCGUGCGGCUGGAGUGCUGCCCUCCCACUGCCCGCUGUUCUCUGGUGGGCCCGCAGUGCCCUACGGGCGCUGCUGCUACCAGGCCAUGGUGUCCAUACACCACAUCUCCCCCAGAGAGAUGCUCCGGUUUUGGGCUGACAUCCACUCCCCUCCCCCCUGCUCCUGGCUGGGCCUACGCGCCUCUCUGGGGGUCUGUAAAGUCCGGGCCAUGCUGGGGACCUUUCUGGGGGUGGAUCAGGGGCUGUGAGGGGGGUGUUGCCCUCGUGGAUAGGAAACUAUUGUGUUUUGGGGGCUGUGCCUCUGCCAGGAUUUCAAUACUGUGAUUAGCACAAGCGCUCUAUUUUAUUGGGAAUGGUAAGGAAUCACUGUGCACUAUGAAAAUGUGCUUUUAUUUUUAUAGCAUUUUAGGAAUAUUUGAAUGUAUUUUAUGUUAUGCAAUAAUGCUGGCAUUUUGUCAAAGCUGAAGGAAUAUGAAUCAGUAGUUGAAGGGAAUUAGUGUGAAGAUAUAUUUAAGACUGUUAGAACACACACAGACACAUACUGUAGGCCAGUGUUUCCCAACUCCAGUCUUCCAGUAUCUCCAACAGUACACAUUUUAGUUGUAGCCCCAGACAAGCACACCAGAUUUAACUUGUCAACUAAUCAUCAAGCCCUCAUUGAGUUGAAUCAGGGAGUUUGUCCGGGGCUACAACAAUAAUGUGUGCUGUUGGGGAUACUGGAGGACUGGAGUUGGGAAACACUGCUGUGGAUAUGUAAAUAUUACUGACCAGGAAACACACAACCUACAGGAUAUUUGCCAUUAAUGUAAGAAUUUAGAGUAAUGUUAUUCAUGCAUAAUGGAAUGUUUUACUAAUUAAAAUCUAAUUUUAUUUUUCACAUCCGCUUAAUACAACCGGUAUAGACCUUACAGUAAAAUGCUUACUUACAAGCCCUUAACCAACAAUGCAGUUUUAAGAAAAAUGCGUGUUAAGUAUAAAAUAGAUAAGUAAAAUAUAAGAAAUAAGCAGUAAAUAACAAUAGCGAGGCUAUAUACAGGGGGUACCGGUACAAAGUCAAUAGUUAGUCGAGGUAAUUGAGGUAAUAUGUACAUGUAGGUAGAGUUAAAGUGACUAUGCAUAAAUAAUAAACAGAGAAAAACAGCAGUGUAAAAGGGGGGGGGGAGGCAAUGCAAAUAGUCUGGGUAGCCAUUUGAUAAGCUGUUCAGGAGUCUUACGGCUUAGGGGUAGAAGCUGUUGAGAAGCCUUUUGGACCUAGACUUGGUGCUCCGGUACCGCUUGCCUUGCGGUAGCAGAGAGAACAGUCUAUCACUAGGGUGGCUGGAGUCUAUACCACUACCUGGUAUAGAGGUCCUGGAUGUCAGGAAGCUUGGUCCCAGUGAUGUACUGGGCCGUGCGCACUACCCUCUGUAGUGCCUUGCGGUUGAAGGUGAAGCAGUUGCCAUACCAGGCAGUGAUGUAAUCAGUCAGGAUGUUCUCGAUGGUGAGAAGUCCAGGAUCCAGUUGCAGAGGGAGGUGUUUAGUCCCAGGUUCCUUAGCUUAGUGAUGAGCUUUGAGGGCACUAUGGUGUUGAACGCUGAGCUGUAGUCAAUGCAAAGCAUUCUCACAUAUGCGUUCCUUUUGUCCAUGUGGGAAAGGGCAGUGUGGAGUGCAAUAGAGAUUGCAUCAUCUGUGGAUCUGUUGGGGCGGUAUGCAAAUUGGAGUGGGUCUAGGGUUUCUGGGAUAAUGGUGUUGAUGUGGGCCAUGACCAGCCUUUCAAAGUACUUUAUGGCUACAGACGUGAGUGCUACAAGUCGGUAGUCAUUUAGGCAGGUUGCCUUUGUGUUCUUGGGCACAGGCACUAUGGUGUUCUGCUUGAGACAUGUUGGUAUUACAGACUCGGUCAGGGACAGGUUGAAGAUGUCAGUGAAGACACUUGCCAGUUGGUCAGCGCAUGCUCGGAUUACACGUCCUGGUAAUCUGUCCGGGCCUGCGGUCUUGUGAAUGUUGACCUGUUUAAAGGUAUUACUCACAUCGGCUACGGAGAGCGUGAUCACACAGUCGUCCGGAACACCAGUGUUGCUUGCUUCGAAACGAGCUUAGCAGUAAUUUAGCUCGUCUGGUAGUCUUGUGUAACUGGGUAGCUUGCGGCUGUGCUUCCCUUUGUAGUUUGUAAUAGUUUACAAGCCCUGCCACAAGACAAGCAUAAGGUAAUCAGCGUACUGUAAUACUGAAACAACCGGCAAAAAUGACUUAGUACAUAGUCUCUUCUGUAUAGCUACUAUGUAAGAUUACUUACUGCCUAAGUAGACUCAGGCUGCUUUCACCUGUUAUAAAACAUUAGCACUAAAGAUGCAUGAAGUUGCCAAAAUGCAACUAACUCUUGCUUCCACUUUAAUAAUAUGGUAAAAAUGUAAAUGAUAGUUUCUCUCUUCCCCCACCCCCCACCCACUCCAGAUCACUCCAGUAGUACCAAGCAUUUUCUCUAGUAUGUAUUCAGCUGAAAUGUCAAUCAAAACAAGUGGUUUUCUUUCAUUGUUUCCUCUCAUCGACUCAUGACCUUCAUCUGAACUGAAUUCUGAAUAGAUGAUUUGCUUUCAUCUGUGCAGUUCUAUAGAUAAACUUGAAGGAACAAAGGAAGAAACCGAGGCAAAGGGAGCACCUCAGUACACAGUCAGCCCGUCUUCCUUGGUGGUUCAAACGCUAUGGUCAGUCAACAGCACUCAAGACAUGAAGAAGACCAGAUGAGAUGGACUGCCAUAGGCGAACACAUACACACACACAGAUGCAGUAUUUAUAACCCCGCUUCAAUAACUUAUGUAACUGUCAUGUUUUGCAAGUAGAGUGUGAAUAAAAGACAUGCAUUGGUUUUUCUGGGCUGGGAGGGUAAUGAUUUGUCUGACCCAGAGAGGGAUUCAGUCCACUGUUGCAGAGGGUUCUUCUGUAGUCAAGAGGGUUGUGUUUACACAGGCAGCCUAAUUCUGAUAUUUUUCCCACUAAUUGGUCUUUUGACCAAAUGUAUAUCUUUUUACGUCAGAUCUUUUUCAGCGUGUAUCUGAUUAGUCCAAAAAACAAUUGGUGAGAGAAAAAAAUCAGAAUUGGUCUGCCUGCGUAAAUGCAGCUGAGGAGAUCCAAUACAAGUUCAAAUGUUUACAACAUUAUGUAUGAUGUAUGUUGUAGACGAAGGGACAUCUCUUGGAUUUUAUGGGGGGGGGGUAUUGGGGAGUGUUUCCAAUAACCUUUUCAAUACUAACGUGGUGAGAAGUGAACUGAAACAUUGUAAUUUGCAUUGUUUGAACAGAGACAGUUCCAGGUAGCCAUGUAUGUUCUUCCUCCUCCCUCUCCUAGAAUGAAUAUUGAGUACUCUAUUCUGUGAAGAUUAGUAUGAAGUAUUAGUGUGAAGGAUGUGUGAAUGUACUCAGAAAAUGUGUGUGUGCAAGAAUGGAUUGAUCACUAAUAAAGUCCUCAAUCAUA
Molecule: messenger RNA, 4878 nt
Organism: Oncorhynchus masou masou (cherry salmon)
Lineage: Eukaryota; Metazoa; Chordata; Actinopteri; Salmoniformes; Salmonidae
Gene: b3galt4
Product: UDP-Gal:betaGlcNAc beta 1,3-galactosyltransferase, polypeptide 4
Exons: 2
Coding region: 558-1676 (372 amino acids)
Cellular component (GO): Golgi membrane
Molecular function (GO): N-acetyl-beta-D-glucosaminide beta-(1,3)-galactosyltransferase activity
Source: RefSeq, a predicted model, not a curated record